AUGAAGGUGGUAGUUAAUAGUUUUGAAAAUGAAUUAGGUUUUGUAGGAUAUGAGUUGAUGUGGGGGUGUGGGGUAGAGAUCGUCGCUGUGAGCUUGACGGCGAUCUCCAACAGUGGGUGCGGCGUCGGAGUUGUGAAAAACUUUCUAAUUUCGAAACCUCAAACCCCUUCUCCCUCUUUCGCAUCCCUCUCUGACCUUCAGGAUACAGGAAAAUUUGGUGUUUCCAUGGCGACCAGGACUGUUGUGAGACAUGUAUCUCGUAGGUUCUCAAGCAGUGGCAAAGUGCUCAGUGAGGAGGAAAAAGCUGCAGAAAAUGUCUAUAUCAAGAAAAAGGAGCAGGAGAAGUUGGAGAAGCUUGCUCGCAAGAUCCCCAAACCUGAAGAAACAGCCACAGCAAGCUCAGGAGGCGCAGGAUCCAUAUCUGAAGCUAUACCAAGCAGCCAAACCUCUUCAACAUCUAAAGCGUCGACUGAUAAAUACAGAAACUAUGCUGUCUUAGCUGGUCUCUCUACUGCUUUUGCUGCUUUUGGAUGGUAUUAUGGGUCAAAGAAGAACAAAUCCGAAGAAGUGCACGACUGA
This is a messenger RNA of Fraxinus pennsylvanica, 579 nucleotides long. Lineage: Eukaryota; Viridiplantae; Streptophyta; Magnoliopsida; Lamiales; Oleaceae. The record is from the annotation of a GenBank genome assembly.